AUGGAUGACAAUCUCAGAUUCAAUAGUGCCUCCGCUGCCGAGCGUGCAGGCUCGGGACCCACGAACUAUAUGAGCCGCAAGCCCCUUCGAAUCGAGAUCGAAUCAAUCACAGAACGGCCCCUCGUGUGGGCCUCCCGGUCGAAAACUCCGUCCACUGCUUUGCAUCUCUUCCCCAUUCAAGUUCGAGUUCACGCUACCACACGCGCUUAUCGCGCGGGUCGGAAUCGGGAGUAA
This is a messenger RNA of Penicillium nucicola, 234 nucleotides long. RefSeq lists its product as uncharacterized. The coding region runs from base 1 to 234 and encodes 77 amino acids. The transcript has 2 exons. Lineage: Eukaryota; Fungi; Ascomycota; Eurotiomycetes; Eurotiales; Aspergillaceae. The record is from RefSeq and is a predicted model, not a curated record.